AUGUUCUUCAUCGACUUAGAACCGGAUAUUAACAACCCUGAAAUCUUCAAGCUUUCUCUCUUAUGCUACUCAAAAAUAAAAGUCGAAGCUCCGCGUCCCAGAAAAGAUAUCCCCCAAUGUCUUCGCUGCCAAUCAUAUGGCCAUACACGCGCCUAUUUCAACCACCACCCCAGAUGUGUUCGCUGCGGUGAUCUCCAUGACUCAACAUCAUGCCAAAAAGAUCAAAGCCAACCCGCUACAUGUGCCCUUUGCGGUGGCCCACAUCCUGCCAACUACAAAGGUUGCUCGGUACACAAAGAACUCAACAAAAACAGAAAACUCUCACCAACGAACCCCUGGCACAAAAACGCCCCAAACCAUCAAGCAUCUUCCUCCACACAAGAACCUCAAAUAAACACCCUUGUGGAAUUCCCUCCUCUUCCACAAAAUACCCACAAUAAUUCACACAAAACAAUAAAAGAAUCUCCUAAUGUUCCGAAUAACACGACGGAUCAACUCACGUCUUUCAUCACGGAAUUCAGGUCACUAAUCAAUCCCCUGAUAUCCCUACUUACAUCACUCAUCGAAAAACUUAUCUCAAACAAUGGCCGAAAAUAA
This is a messenger RNA of Cinara cedri, 597 nucleotides long. The record is from the annotation of a GenBank genome assembly. NCBI's taxonomy places the organism in Eukaryota, Metazoa, Arthropoda, Insecta, Hemiptera, Aphididae.